UCUGAAAGAAAUGCAACCGGAAUAGAACCCACAGUGGAGUCUGUGUUGUGCCCUGAUGGGGCGUUUGAUUCCUUGCCACAGGAACCCCCCGAUCCCACCACCAUGCGGAAAGUCGUGUUUUUCACACUAAUACUUUUUUGCAUUGACUCCACAUUUGCAGUGACACACUCCCUAUGGUAUGUCUACACUGGUACGUCAGGGAUACCUGACUUCCCAGAGUUUGUAUCUGUGGGGCUGGUAAAUGGGGAGCCCAUCGAUUACUAUGACAGCAAAAUACGCAGAGUGACUCCCCGCCAGCGAUGGUUAGAGCAGUCUGCGGAGCCUGGUUACUGGGAAAUGCAGUAUCAGUAUAGCAGAUAUGCAGAGGGUGAGAUGAAAAGGAGCAUCGAAGUGGCAAAGAAGCUCUUCAAUCACUCAGAAGGUAUUCAUACAUAUCAGAACAUGUAUGGCUGUGAGUGGAAUGAUGAAACUGGGGUCACAGAUGCUUUUGAUCAGUAUGGCUAUGAUGGGAGUGACUUCAUUACAUUGGACUUCAAGACCAUGAGCUUUGUGACUCCAGUGCAGCAGGCAUUUCCCACUAAACGGAAGUGGGACAGUGACACAGGUCGUCUUGAAGAAGAAAGAAAUUAUUUCACCUGGACCUGCACUGACUGGCUGAAGAAGUAUGUGAGCUACGGGAAGAGCACACUGGAGAGGACAGUCCGCCCUGAGGUGUCUCUGCUGCAGAAGGACCCCUCCUCUCCUGUCACCUGCCACGCAACCGGCUUCUUCCCCAAAGGGAUCGUGGUGACCUGGCAGAAAGAUGGAGUGGACAUGCACAGCGAUGUGGAGGUGGAGGAGACCCUGCCAAAUGGGGACGGAACAUUCCAGAUCACAUCAAAACUCACGGUGAAGCCUGAGAACUGGAAGAGGAACAGCUACAGCUGUGUCGUGCAGCACAAGAGCUCAAAGGAUGACAUUGCUGUGCUGCUGGAGGAGAAGAACAUAAGGACCAAUCAGGGAGGCGUUUCCUGGGGCAUCAUCGUCGGCUGUGUGGCUGCUGCUCUGGCUCUCGUUGCUGUUGUCACUGGGGUCGUGUUGUGGAGGAGGAGCAGGACAGGCUAUGGGAAAGCUGGCACGUCUGACACUGAUUCUGAGAACUCCAGCCAACAGCAACCAAAAGCAUGAGUUCACCCUCCAUGAUGUUACAGUUGAUUUCAUUCUCUAGAGAAGAGAGAAGAUGAGAUGCUUAUAAAAGCCAUAUACACACACAAUAUUAUAUUGUCUAUUCCUUAAUAAGCUUUUAGCAAACUUACAAUCAGCAGCAGUCAUGAACAGAAUAGAUUUAAUGUUAGUUUCCUGUAUUUGCAGUUAAAUAUGCUGUUUUAUUCAUACAGUAAAGGAGAAAAUUACAAGCCCCCUGUCUGAAAUUGAACAAAAAAGUUAACUUUACCAAGGAAAUAACUAUUACCAAAAAGUGUGCACAAGUGUGUUACAAAAGAAUAAAAGAUAUCAUGGGUUAAUCAUUUUGAUCACAUCAGUUUUCAAUGAAUUUGUUAUCCACCAAUAUAGAAUAUUUUAUACAAAGAAGUUGAUGAAUGAAAACAUUAAUGAAUGUUUCAUUCUGAAGUUUCAUGAAUGUUAACAUUGGACAGAAUUUUAGGAAAAUGUUCCAUUUCUUUUGGGGGCUAAGAAUUCUGACAUGACCUGUAGUUGCUCUGCUCUGUCACUGUGCGGCACUGCAGUCUGUUUUUUAUCAUGAUCCGUCUCUUUAAAUGCCGCACAGCCUGCUGAUGAGGACGCCUGUGUGACCCUGUGUGUGAGAUGCACUGAUCACUGACUCUCAGUAACGAGCACCAAGGAAAAGCAACAGCAACCAGAAAGAUGGACAAUGAAACAAUGAAUGUGGCUGAUAAAUGUAUGAAACAGUGUAACAGAUCAUCAUCUAAUUUAUUAUUACAGGAGAUCAACUUCAAAUUGACCAGUUAUAUUUAAUUGUUACAUAGUUACACUCAGCUGAGGAUUAUUGGUGACUUACUGA
Messenger RNA from Brienomyrus brachyistius, 2020 nucleotides. Its product is annotated as major histocompatibility complex class I-related gene protein-like. Lineage: Eukaryota; Metazoa; Chordata; Actinopteri; Osteoglossiformes; Mormyridae. The record is from RefSeq and is a predicted model, not a curated record. The transcript is spliced from 8 exons. Gene Ontology annotation, cellular component: external side of plasma membrane. The coding region runs from base 103 to 1167 and encodes 354 amino acids. Gene Ontology annotation, biological process: immune response.